Messenger RNA from Ectocarpus siliculosus, 126 nucleotides. The record is from the annotation of a GenBank genome assembly. NCBI's taxonomy places the organism in Eukaryota, Phaeophyceae, Ectocarpales, Ectocarpaceae.
AUGAAGUUCGUGGCGCUCAUCAGCGGGGGGAAAGAUAGCUGCUACAACACCCUGGAGGCUAGUCCUGAUAACGACAUCCAUUCUGUGUGCGAGGUAGAGGUGUGGCCAGCGAUCGGGCCCGGCUAA